UUUGUGCUUCUUCUGCCAUCACCUCCAUUUCUUCUCCAAGAUCGCCUGCGUCUGGGCGCUGUGGCAGCAGAUCCCAAUAGACCAAUCUGGUUCCCUGUAAGCACUCCUCCAGAGUGGCUCAACGGUAGCCUCCCUAGUGACUUCGGGUUUGAUCCUCUUGGUCUUUCAUCUGACCCGGAUAGUUUAAAAUGGAACGCACAAGCAGAGCUAGUCCACUGUCGGUGGGAAAUGCUCGGCGCUGCCAGGAUUUUUACACCGGAGUUUCUAACCAAGAUCGGUAUCCUCAACACGCCGUCGUUUUACACUGCCGGAGAGCAAGAAUAUUUCACGGAUAAAACCAUAUUGUUCGUCGUUGAGCUCAUCUUAAUCUGAUGGGCUGAGGGACGUAGCGUCAAUACUGAUCCAAUCUUCCCAAACAACAAAUUGACGGGCACAGACGUUGGAUACCCGGGUGGGUUGUGGUUCGACCCUGGGUGGGGAUCCGGUAGCCCGGCUAAGCUCAAGGAGUUGAGGACAAAAGAGAACAACUAUGUUGGCAGUGAUGGUGCUUGGUUCCAAAACAAAUUUACACGGAGGACUGGUCCUAUUGAUAACCUUUUUGCACAUCUUGCUGAUCCUGGCCACGCCACUAUCUUCGCUACUUUCACACCCAAGUGAGACGUCAAAAAAGGGAAGAUCAUGUUCGUAUUGUAUUUAACUGAUUGAAAUAGUGGUCGAAUAUAACACUGCUCUUUUCCUGACUAAAAUGCUCAUAGCUUGCAUUUACAUGAGAGUGGAUGUCUUCAAUUCAUUGUUGGUUAAAUCAAUCUUGCGAGAAUGAAACACAUUUCUAGUUCUAACAAGUAACAGCUGCCAUUUACAAUACAAAGCAAAAAAUAAUAUAUCAUAUGGAUACUCAAAUCAGUUGAUCAAAAAAAAAGUAUACUCAAAAUCUAUAAUGCAGAAAUAUUUUAAAACCCAACCUGACUAAUUUAGGUAUAUUGAAUGAUGAAUUUGAUAUGAUUUGGUUUUCAAUGGAAUUUUUUGAUGAUUAUUGAUAAAAUAGGAAAGCUAUCUGAUUUUAAUUAAAUUACUAUAAAAAUAAUUUAAAACUAUGAGACUUUAAUUUUUAUGUUUUUACUUUUUAGCUAAGAAAUCUAUACUAUUAAAAAGAAUCAUUCUAAAAAUAUACAAUAAAAAGUUGUUAGACCAAUGUGUAACUAUUCAUUAUUUUUGAUCCUAUUAUUAAUUAUUCUAACCAUACAAAAUUUUAAAUAUUUAAAUAAAUCAUAUUAUUUAUUACUCCUUAUUUCAUGUGAUACAAUUUUUUAUAAAAUACUUUAUCACCUAACAUUAUAGUUGUUAUGCAAUAUUGAUAUACACCAUAUUUAAUUCUCAAUGUAGACUUACAACAUUUAUGCAUUAAUUAUAAAAAUGAUUAUAUUACCUAAAAUAUAACCAAAAAUUCAAAUUCAAAACUUCAAAAAUAUAUUGUAAUACAUAAAACAUAUCUGAAAUACCCACAUAUAUGUAAUAUGCACAAAAUAUUUCGGAUACUUUGGAUAUCCGGAUUCGAAUAGAUAUUUACAUGUCCAAAAACAAAAACCCAAUAGGUAUUUUACUUCAUCUAUGACCUGAACAUGUAUUUCCAUAUUGGUUUCAUUUUAGUUUUUGGAUCCGAGUAAAAUGCAUAUACUUAAGAAAUAGUUAUAUAAGAGUAUAUAUACAUAAUCUCAAAUAAAAUAAUUUAUAAUUAUAUAAUUUUAAACAACUUUCUUCAUCUGAUAUAAUAUGAUUUUAUAACAUAAUAAUGAACAAAAUCCCAAAUACUAAUUCAUAUUAAUUUUUUUUUUUAAACUGGCUUCUAUUUGUUUGUUGUUUCAAUUAUAAAUAUCUAAACAUCUAAACAUUCGACUUUGAUACUUCAAAAUCACUAGAAUUUCUAAAUUAUAAAUAUAUGUAAUAACAUCGGAUGUUUAGAUGUUUUUUGAAAUUACCAAUCCAAUAAUAUUGAAUUUUAAACAAAAUUUUGAAAAGAGUUUAAAAUCAAUAUUUGAAUAAUUAUUAGUAUAAAUCACUCAAAAUUCCAAAAAUAUAUUUGUAAUACAUAAAACAUAUCUGAAAUACCCACAUAUAUGUAAUAUGCACAAAAUAUUUCGGAUAUUUUGGAUAUCCGGACUCGAAUAGAUAUCUACAUGUCCAAAAACAAAACCCAAUAGGUAUUUUACUUCAUCUAUGACCUGAACAUGUAUUUCCAUAUUGGUUUCAUUUUAGUUUUUGGAUUCAAGUAAAAUGCAUAUACUUAAGAAAUAGUUAUAUAAGAGUAUAUAUACAUAAUCUCAAAUAAAAUAAUUUAUAAUUAUAUCAUUUUAAACAAAUUUCUUCAUCUGAUAUAAUAUGAUUUUAUAACAUAAUAAUGAACAAAAUCCCAAAUACUAAUUCAUAUUAAAAUUUGUUUUUUUUUAAAAACUGGCUUCUAUUUGUUUGUUGUUUCAAUUAUAAAUAUCUAAACAUCUAAACAUUCGAUUUUGAUACUUCAAAAUCACUAGAAUUUCUAAAUUAUAAAUAUCUGUAAUAACAUCGGAUGUUUAGAUGUUUUUUUUGAAAUUACCAAUCCAAUAAUAUUGAAUUUUAAACGAAAUUUUGAAAAGAGUUUAAAAUCAAUAUUUGAAUAAUAUUAGUAUAAAUCACUCAAAAUUCCAAAUUGAAUAUAUGUAGGAAGGCGAAAAUACUCACUAAAGAAACUGUUUAAUCAUAACUAGGUGACCGACCCGCAUCCUGUGCGGAUAUAAAAAUAUUGUAUAAUAUCGAUUGAGUUCAAAUGUAGGAGAAUGUGGAACACGUGAAAGUUUCAAUGCUGAGACAUGAUUUGCGCAAAUCUCCAAGAUGCAGUAUGUGUGGAAUUUGUUACUUUUUCGGUUCGGUUGGUUUGUUUAGUUCGAUUUUAAUAUUUUUUUUCAACUGAAGUAAACCAUAUUUAGUCUGGUUCAGUGUGGUUUAUGUCCGGUUUAGUUUA
Raphanus sativus (radish) is the source of this 2995-nucleotide messenger RNA. Its product is annotated as photosystem I chlorophyll a/b-binding protein 2, chloroplastic. The record is from RefSeq and is a predicted model, not a curated record. Gene Ontology annotation, cellular component: membrane. Lineage: Eukaryota; Viridiplantae; Streptophyta; Magnoliopsida; Brassicales; Brassicaceae. Gene Ontology annotation, biological process: photosynthesis, light harvesting in photosystem I; response to light stimulus.